UUAGUGAGAUUAGUGAUUAGUGAUUAGUGAAUAGUGAUUUGUGAAUGGGGAAUAGGGUUAAUUACACAAACAAACUAUAAAACUAAGAAAAAUAAAAAUAAAUAAAGGGCAAAAGCAGACUAAAGUGACCCAAAGGUGGUAUGCUAUAUUAGAAAGAUACCGUUUUGAAAACUUCCUCUCUCCUAAUCUUGAAACCCAUCAAAACAACAAAAUCCAUCUCUUUCUCUCUCUCUCUAACCUAAAAGCUCAAUUUUCAAUUCUCUCUCUCUUUCUUUCUUUCUCAAUUUCAAUUUUGGGGGGUUUUGUCCAAUUUUUCUUUGUUCUUGUUCUUUCUUCUCUAUAUUUCAAUGUCAGAUAAUGUCCAAGAAAGUAAUAAUCAUCAUCAUCAUCACGAUCCAUAUCGACCGUACGAUCCUUUCAACUACGAGAUCGACGGUCGAUCUUGCAGUAGCUUAUUAUUCCCAUUCCUGAUGAACAACAACAACAACAAUCAAAGCUCCUCAAUUAUGUACAAUAAUAUUCCUAAUAUUAAUUCGAAUAAUAAUAAUAAUAAUAAUAAUUACUUGAUGAUGAGUAAUAAUACUAGUAAUAUUACUAGCUACACCGACUGUCUCAACGGUAGCUCCAUGGAUCAAUACAACACUCUCUCUAGAGCUUUCGACAUCUCCUGUUCUGCGCCAUCAUCAUCCGACGUCGUUUCCCAAAUCUUAGAUAAUAAUAAUCAUCAUCAACACGACAUCAUCGACACUAGUACUACUACAACUCCUAAUAAUGAUAAUCACAACGCGCAACUGUUCUGUACAAAUCCCGUAAAGGCAGAUCAUCAAUCCGUGGGGACAAGUGAGAAUCCUUCCACACCUAAUUCCUCCAUAUCUGCCUCCUCUUCUAACGACGGGGCCGCCACUACUGUGACAGCUGGCCCUGAGGAAGAUUCCGGUAAGAGUAAUAAUAAUAAGAAGGAAAAUGAUGAAGAUGAAGAAGAAGACGAGGAAGAUAAUAAUAAUAAGGUUAAAGGAUCUGAUGAUGAAGAAAAGACAGCAAAAAAAGUGUCGUGUAAGACUAAAAAGAAAGAGAAAAAGCCGAGGGAACCACGUUUUGCUUUCUUGACUAAGAGUGAGAUUGAUCAUCUUGAAGAUGGAUACAGAUGGAGAAAGUAUGGACAGAAAGCAGUCAAAAAUAGUCCAUAUCCAAGAAGCUAUUAUAGAUGCACCACUCAAAGAUGCACAGUAAAGAAAAGGGUGGAAAGGUCAUUCCAAGAUCCGUCGAUCGUGAUCACGACAUACGAAGGACAACACAACCACCACUGUCCGGCGACCCUGCGUGGCAACGCGGCCGCCAUGUUAUCGCCUUCUUUUUUGGCCUCAGCUGGGACAUUAUCGCCUAAUAACUUGCCUCAUGACUUCUUCACUCAGUUUCUUCCAAUUACUAAUAAUAAUAAUAAUAUUAGUAACAUUCAUCAACACCAACAACAACAUCAUAAUCUUAAUAAUCAUGAUCAUAUUAUUCAUCAUCAAGGUGAGGCUCCAAGUAAUAAUUCCAUGUUAUAUUCAAACCUUAAUACUACUCAUCAUCAUCAUCAAUAUCGGCAGCAGCUUCAUCAGGUUCCUGAUUUUGGCUUAUUGCAAGAUUUAGUUCCAUCAUUUAAUCGUCAUCACAGCAAGCAAGAUCCUUGAUCAAAAUAUUAUAUAAGAUAUGUAUUCUACCUACUUAUAUAUACAUAUAUACACAUUAUAAUUAUUAUUAGGGUCUAUAUAUAUAUUAAUUGAUAUAUAUUGCAAUUAUAUAUUCCCUUCACAAUGUUUUAUCUCAUUAUUAUUUAUAUAUUAUUAAUUAUUGCUUUUUUCACAUCUCUGUUGUGUGAAAUUUUUAUGUAAAUUAUUGUUUUAAUAUUAGUCGAGAUAUUAGUAUUCUUGUUAUAAGUAUGAUCAUGAUGAAAUGGAGAAUAUAUAACUGGCAUUAUUAAUUAACUGAAUGCCAUUAUAUAGAUAAUAUAUAUCUUUCUGGUUGA
Cannabis sativa is the source of this 2008-nucleotide messenger RNA. RefSeq names its product WRKY transcription factor 71. The record is from RefSeq and is a predicted model, not a curated record. Gene Ontology annotation, biological process: regulation of DNA-templated transcription. The coding region runs from base 348 to 1673 and encodes 441 amino acids. Gene Ontology annotation, molecular function: DNA-binding transcription factor activity; sequence-specific DNA binding. Lineage: Eukaryota; Viridiplantae; Streptophyta; Magnoliopsida; Rosales; Cannabaceae. The transcript has 3 exons.